Molecule: messenger RNA, 683 nt
Organism: Pieris brassicae (large cabbage white)
Lineage: Eukaryota; Metazoa; Arthropoda; Insecta; Lepidoptera; Pieridae
Product: fatty acid-binding protein 2-like
Exons: 4
Coding region: 43-438 (131 amino acids)
Biological process (GO): fatty acid transport
Cellular component (GO): nucleus; cytosol
Molecular function (GO): fatty acid binding
Source: RefSeq, a predicted model, not a curated record
GUUUUUCGUAAUUUAGUCUAGAACUUUGUUUAAAACGUAACCAUGGCGUACUUUGGAAAGGUUUUCACCUUGGAAAAAAAUGAAAAUUUUGACGGAUUUAUUAACAGUUUAGGUUUGCCAAAAGAAAAAGCAGACAGCUACGUGAAGUCCAAGUCUUCCCAAAAGAUAGAGAAGGAUGGAGAUGGUUAUAUUAUAACUUCUACGACUAGCCAGGGGGUUACAGAAAUUAAAUUUAAGCCGGGGGUGGAAUUCGAUCAACAAAUAACUCCUGAGAUAGUAACAAAGAACGUAAUGACUGUUGAAGGCGAUAAGUUUACCCAAGUGCAGAAGGCUGAUGGCAAAACUAUUACAUUUGUUAGAGAGUUCUCUCCAGAUAAAUUGGUCGUGACAAUUACUUCUAACUUCUGGGACGGCGUAGCCAAGAGAAUCUACGUAUAAGUUACUAAUAUUUACCAAAGGAAUACUGCUAAUAUCUGUUGUUAUUUAUAAUGUAUAUUGUUAUUAAGAGUAUGUUAGUAAUAUAAUUGUUAAUUCAUAUUGAUACUGGUUGACAAUUCCAAUUCCAAAAAUUACAUUUAAAUAAAUUUUCUUUCAUGCGAUUCCUAUAUGCGAUAUUUAGGUAAUCUUAGCUUUUUAAUUUAAUUGCUUAAAUAUAUUUUAUUAAAAUGCAUUAAAGCUUGAAA